CUACAUUCUUGUGUUUACCUUGUUAUCUUCAGUGUUUCCUUAGGUUACUGUUGGGAUAUUAAACAGAUUUCAUGUGGGAGUGGAAGCUUGAUAGUACUUAUUAUUAAUGUUAUAAAAAUGUUUUUGCAUGUUAUAAAGACAGUCAACAAGGAAAAUCAACAACAACACAAUACAAUUAUUAUUAAUAAUACCAAUAAUAGAAUUGUUAUCUUAUAGUAACUGAAUUUUGCAUUCCAGGACAAAAAAUACAUCUUUACGUAAAAAAAAAAAAUGUAAUUUUAAAUUAGGACUCCUCAAGUUUUAAUAUUUUUGCUAAAUUAAAUAGUACAGACUAACACGAUUUCACAACAAUUUGAAUAGAAAAAAAUACUCAGAAGUGCAAUUUUAAUUAUUUGUUGAUUUAUAUAUGUCUUCCAUUGUGAAAAAUAUGCUACAAGAACAAUUUGAAAACACCAAAAACAUUUUUUUACAUCGGACUGGGUCUAAAAAAAAAAAUAAAAAUAACAUCCAUCAUUCCGCUAGAGGGCGCUACCACCAAACAUCCACCAAUGGGGUUAAACGAUUAAGAAGUGACGCGUCAGCUCUCUCCUCUUCGUCUUCGGUUUAUUUCCUGACACAUCGAGCUCCAAACACACCAUCGUCCCUUUUAUUGGCUGUUCAACUCUGAUUAAGAAGAGUCGUAGGUUUAUUUCCGCCGCGUUUACCGAUUCCCAGAGAAACUAGCUUAAGCUGUCGUUAGCCGCGUGACGGUGAACGUCGGCACAUCAACAUCUCAUUGAACUUUAAUCCACCGAAAACCACCGCCGUCCACAAACGACUCCUUUUAUGAGGCCGAUACACUCCAGCUGUCGGUCCCAGGAUGAGGAGGCUGACGAAGAAGAAGGCUCUGACUCUGGUGAAGGAGUUGGACGCUUUCCCGAAGGUUCCCGAGAGCUACGUGGAGUCCACGGCCAGCGGCGGGACAGUGUCUCUGAUUGCCUUCACCCUCAUGGCUGUCCUCGCUUUCCUGGAGUUCUUCGUGUACAGAAACACGUGGAUGAAGUAUGAGUAUGAGGUGGACAAAGAUUUUAGCAGCAAGCUGAGGAUAAACGUGGACAUCACCGUGGCUAUGAAAUGCCAGUACAUUGGUGCGGAUGUCCUUGAUUUGGCAGAGACAAUGGUUGCGUCUGAUGGUUUAAAAUAUGAACCAGUUAAUUUUGAAUUGCCACCCGACCAAAGAUUAUGGCACAUGACUCUCCUGCACAUUCAGGAGCGGCUGAAAGUUGAGCACUCUCUGCAGGAUGUGCUGUUUAAGACUGCAGUGAAAGGAGCUCCUCCUGGGAAGACUCCGAGUAGGGACAGUUCAAGCUCUCCUAACGCCUGCAGAAUAUACGGACAUCUGUACGUUAAUAAAGUUGCAGGAAAUUUCCACAUCACAGUUGGCAAGUCAAUUCCUCAUCCCAGAGGACACGCCCACUUAGCUGCUCUCGUCAGCCACGACUCUUAUAACUUCUCUCACCGGAUCGACCACUUGUCCUUUGGAGAAGCAGUUCCCGGACUCAUCAGUCCCCUGGAUGGAACGGAGAAAAUCUCUGCAGACUAUAACCACAUGUUCCAGUACUUUAUCACCAUCGUGCCAACCAAGCUCAACACGUACAAAGUCUCUGCAGAGACACAUCAGUAUUCAGUCACAGAGCGGGAACGCGUGAUAAACCAUGCUGCAGGCAGCCAUGGAGUCUCUGGGAUCUUUAUGAAGUAUGAUAUCAGCUCACUUAUGGUCAAAGUCACUGAACAACACAUGCCUCUCUGGAAAUUUCUGGUCAGGCUCUGCGGCAUCAUUGGAGGCAUUUUCUCCACCACAGGAAUGAUCCACGGUUUGGUGGGAUUCUUGGUCGAUGUAGCGUGUUGUCGUUUCAAAAUGGGCGCAUACCGACGCUUGGAUGCUCCUUUGAACCCACAGGGUGAAGCUCAAAACGGAAUUCCAGCAGAAAAUUUCAUCCAAUGACAAGAAAACAAAUGAAGAUGCUUGAGAUUCAUCUGCUGGGAAUUUUUUAGGAAACUGUUUACACGUGGUUUUUAAAAAUGUGUCACUACUAUUCAUAAAGGAGAAAAAUAAACUUCUUUUUUUUAACUUUGUGGAUACAAAUUGUGAAUUGAUACCUCCACCAACUGCCAUUAAAGAGUUGCAAUAAUAAUAAAUCUA
Messenger RNA from Oryzias melastigma (Indian medaka), 2182 nucleotides. It is a transcript of the gene ergic2, whose product is annotated as ERGIC and golgi 2. The coding region runs from base 860 to 1984 and encodes 374 amino acids. The transcript has 13 exons. Lineage: Eukaryota; Metazoa; Chordata; Actinopteri; Beloniformes; Adrianichthyidae. Gene Ontology annotation, biological process: endoplasmic reticulum to Golgi vesicle-mediated transport; retrograde vesicle-mediated transport, Golgi to endoplasmic reticulum. Gene Ontology annotation, cellular component: endoplasmic reticulum; membrane; COPII-coated ER to Golgi transport vesicle. The record is from RefSeq and is a predicted model, not a curated record.